AUGGCCUCCCUUCUCACUCUCCAGACCCAACCCAACACAAUCGACUACAUCGCCCUGACCUUCCUUUCACUCGUCGCAGGCACAUUUCUCACCCGGGGCAUCCUCUGGGACCAGCCAGACCCCUACAGACAUCUUCUUUACGAACGGCCUCAGCUCAAACACGGCAUUGGUACUACCGCAAACAGUAGACAGCAGACCCGGAACAUCGCCCGAAGGUUGGAGGAGACGAACUCGCCCAUUGUCGUCUUCUGGGGCUCUCAGUCAGGGACGGCAGAGUCCUUUGCACACAGACUUGCCAGGGAAAUCACCCUGCGGUUUGGACAAAACACCCUUACAGCAGAUCUGAGUGACUAUGACCCCGCUUCAAUUGCGGAGAUUCCCUCAUCCAAGCUAGCGAUCUUCAUCCUCUCGACGUACGGCGAAGGAGACCCCGCCGAUAACACGGUUGAGUUCUGGAACUGGCUGAAUAGUAACGACCGGAACGCGGAGAAGAAGCAGAAGCAGUUUUCCGGGUUGCGAUACUUUGCUUUUGGGUUGGGAAACUCGAACUACAAGUUCUAUAACCGGGUUAUUGAUCGCGUUGUGAAGGUGCUUGGCGAGCAUGGCGCGAACGCACUGCUUCCUGUAUCAAGAGCGAACGAUGCUACUGGCUCUACUCAGGAAGACUUCAUAUCAUGGAAAGAAAGACUGUUUGCAUUCUUCCGUGGGAGUCUAGGCUUCACGCAGUCGGAGCUCAUCUACCAGCCUACCAUCUCCAUCACGACGGACGAUACCAUUAAGCCCUCUGCCCUUCACCGCGGCGAGCCACGGCACUCGCCAAACCCAGUGGCCAUCCCCAUUAUGGGCAUAAGACAGCUCUUCGAGCCUAUCUCGGACAGGUACUGCCUGCACAUCGACCUCGACAUUUCCAGCACUCCAGGCGUGGUAUAUAAGACCGGUGACCACCUCGCCGUCUGGCCAUCCAACCCCGACGAGGAAGUCAAGCUGCUCCUGCACAUGCUCGGCCGCAGCCACGAAUCCGAAAUACCCAUCUCCAUAGCCCCUAUAGAAGGUGCAGACGUCGAAGACGUUGCAAAGAAAGUCCCCAGCCCAACAACCCUCCUGGUCCUUCUCCGCCACUACCUCGAAAUCACUGCGCAACUGCCUCGCGAUAUCCUCGCGACCUUGGCCCCCUUCGCGCCGACGAACGAGGCAAAGACCUUCCUGACAGAGCUGGCAAAUAGCAAGGAGGCCUACGCUGACUUUACACGUCGCAAUCAUCUUACGCUGGCGAGGGUUUUGGCUGCCUCUUCCACCAACAAGCAGCGAUGGACAUCCCUCCCGCUCACAUACAUCAUCGAAACCCUUCCAGUCCUCCAACCACGCUAUUACUCAAUCUCCAGCAGCAGCGUUGUCAGUCCUCGCAAGAUCUCCCUCACGGUCCUCGUCCUGUCCACACCUCUUCCGGAAAACACAGCCAUGUCGAUUCAGGGCCUUACAUCAACCUACCUCCUCACUCUCGCCGACAGUCCGCAAUCCCGAGAACACAAGAACAUGACCUUACCAACAUACACGAAUACACUCCUCCCAUUCACGCCAGACUCCUCAUCUGACGGCAGAAGAAGGAUACUAGCGCACCUUCGGCGCUCCUCCUUCAAGCUUCCGCGCCUGCAAACAACACCGUUGAUCUUGAUUGCAGCGGGGACAGGCCUUGCCCCCUUCCGCGCCUUCAUAGCAGAACGCCGCCAAGUCCUCAAAAUCGGCCGCGAGGUCGGCGAUGUGCUCCUCUUCUUCGGCUGCCGGUCUCCGGAGGAAGACUUCAUUUACAAAGACGAGCUGAGCGAAAUGGAGGGUGCGUUUGGCGGGAAGUUGCGGAUCGUCACAGCAUUUUCGAGAUACGGACAGCGUAGCGAGAGGGCAUAUGUGCAGGACCGAGUCUUGGAAUAUAAAAAUGAGGUGAGGGAGAUCCUGGUUGCCCGAAGAGGGAAUCUGUAUAUUUGUGGACGCGCGGGUAUGGCGAGGGAGGUUGAGAGGCGCGUUACCGGGUUCCUGACGGAAAUGGAAGACGGAUGGAGUGAUAGAGAUGCCGAAGAGUGGGUUAGGAGUGUAAAGAGGAGGAAUAAGUGGCAGGAGGAUGUUUGGGGGUGA
Molecule: messenger RNA, 2127 nt
Organism: Aspergillus nidulans FGSC A4
Lineage: Eukaryota; Fungi; Ascomycota; Eurotiomycetes; Eurotiales; Aspergillaceae
Product: NADPH cytochrome P450 oxidoreductase family protein
Exons: 1
Coding region: 1-2127 (708 amino acids)
Cellular component (GO): endoplasmic reticulum membrane
Molecular function (GO): NADPH-hemoprotein reductase activity; oxidoreductase activity; FMN binding
Source: RefSeq, a predicted model, not a curated record